This is a messenger RNA of Elaeis guineensis (African oil palm), 1309 nucleotides long. Lineage: Eukaryota; Viridiplantae; Streptophyta; Magnoliopsida; Arecales; Arecaceae. The record is from RefSeq and is a predicted model, not a curated record.
UCCCAGUCCCACGUAUGCUCGCUCGUUCCUGCCAACGCUCCUUCUCCUUCCUCCUCUCGCUCCUCCUCCCAAUGGCCAAACGCUUCCGUCUCCGUCUAUCCCGCAUUAUCCCCUCCUUCCAGAGCUGCCGCUCUAAGGAUGACGCCGGCGUCACAGUUACCAACCCUGCCUUCCGUCUCUCACCCGUUAACCGGAAAGCCUUCGACAUCGACUUCCCUCCGCCGAUGCCGCCCCUCUCCACCCCGUCAUUCCUCCGCCGCCCCCACCCCCCGUUCGUCUUCGGCCCAGCAUGCGGCUGCCUCCCCUCCCGCCGCGGCUGCCGUUUCUCCCCCACCGACGACAGGGAGACCCCGGCGUACCUCUGGCGGAAGGAGGAGAAGUGGCACGUCGUCGCCUACGCCGACGGCUACGGCGUUGGCCGUUACGACUUCCCUUCCUCUCCCCGCCGGAAGAUCGACUCCGACGACGGCUGCGACAUCCUCCUGCCGGCGGCGAUGGCCAAGGCGAGGCAAAGGGAGGGGAAGCUCCGCCGCAGGCGGCGUCGGUGGGAGACGAAAAGAUCAUCACGAUCCCGAGCGCAGGUGAGCACCUCCUCGGCCGACAGCCCGUGGUUCAGCAGCGAGGGGGACAAGGAGAACGACGAGUGGGAGGACGAUUAUUUCGACGAGGAGGAGGGCGACGGCGAGACGGAAACGCUGGUCUCGUCGACGGACUGCUCGUCGGAUCACGUGCUCCGACGGAGAAGGAUUAGGAGGCGGCGGCCGAGGGAGGUGGUGAAGUGCUGCUACUACCCGUCGCCGGAGCGAACUGCAGCAGCGGUGCUGCGGAAGCUGGUGCCGUGCGGGGCGGUGGCUGCGACGGCGGCGGCCAAGGGGAAGGUUAGAGAGAGCUUCGCGGUGGUAAAGCGGUCGGAGGACCCGAGGGCGGACUUCCGGCAAUCGAUGGCGGAGAUGGUGGUGGAGAAGGAGAUGUACGAUGCCGGCGACCUGGAGCAGCUGCUGCGCUGCUUCCUGUCGCUCAACUCGCGGCACCACCAUGGAGCCAUCGUCGCGGCCUUUUCGGAUAUCUGGGAGGCUCUCUUCUCCGCCACCGCCACUCCCGCCGCGGCCCCCGCUGUUCUUAAAAAUUAGUUAUAAGUAGUAAAAUAUUGUUCCUAUGAUUCGAGUUUAUAUUUGUAUACGUAUUUUGAUCUCAGUGCGUGGGUGAGAUGGACUCGAUCUGUCUCUUAUGUUGAUCACUAGGGGUGACGGUGGUGGAGGUGUAAAUACUUGUUGUGUUUGUUUUGGAAAUGGAUGGAUGGAAAAAGACU